Molecule: messenger RNA, 5028 nt
Organism: Paramecium octaurelia
Lineage: Eukaryota; Ciliophora; Oligohymenophorea; Peniculida; Parameciidae
Source: the annotation of a GenBank genome assembly
AUGAAAAGAACUUCAUUGUUUGAGGAUGAUAAAACAAAUCUGGACAAGAUUUAACACUCAUUUAAAAUAAUGUUUUUCGAAAUAGUACAUAACUUGAUCUUAGGAGAUAAUUUCCCUUUCUUUAUUUAUGUAUUUUUUAUACUUAUUGAAAGUUUAUAAGUAUUCCAUUUUUUUUUCACUGAUGAAGUAUGUUUAAUAAUUUAAUUAUUUAGUUUUCUUCGCUUUGGAAAGUGUAAUCAUGGACAUCUGCUCUCAACUCUUUUUUUAGUUACUUUAUGAUUUAGCCUUAUUUGAAAAAUUUGAGUUUCUAAACCUAUAUUUUAGUGAAUUAUAUUGUUAUGGGAUUAAUUAUGCUCCUCCUAAUAGUUGUAUUAUUCAUAGCAUUAAAGUCAGCAAGUUUAGGCAGAAUGACUGGGACUUUAAUGAUUUUAAAAAUAUUUUUUGAAGUAUUAAAUUAUGUUUUAUUCAUGCCCAUAUUGCAGUUGUUUUUAACGAUAUUCAAUUGUGAUAACUCAACCCACAUUCAUAAGAUAUACAAGGAUUAACAAUGUUAUAAUGGAAAUUAUUUAUUGCACGUUUUAUUGUGUUGUAUUGCCUCGAUAAUAUUGAUUGCAGUAAGUACCCUGGUCACAUUGAUGUUUUUUGAAUCGAGAUUUUAGAUCAACAAUCCUCAAUGCAAAGUCACAGGCAGAGAAGAUUUGAUAUUUCUGAUUUUUAAAGUAGUGAUGGUCUUAUGUUUUACAAUAUUGGACGUACAAAAUUAAAGGUUGUUGAUCAUUAUAGUCUUAACACUGUUCUCCAUUAAGCUAUUUCACUCCUUCAACAAAUCCAGCAUUUACUUAAACAUCUACUUUGCCAAAUUACUUAAUGGUUAACACAUGAUUAUCCUAUGGACUAUGAUGAUGGUUGUGUUAGGAUUGAUACUAGAAAACACAGAUUAUGAUGGAGCCCCUUAAUUAUGGGUAAUAUGUACACCAUUAUUAUUGAUCAUAAUUUUGGUGCGUAAAGAGUACAGAUAUGAAGUAAUGAUGGUGGAUUCAAAUAAAUUUGAUUCUUUGGAUCAAUCAUUGUAAUUGUUAUAAUACUUAACCAAAUUGGUUGGUUAUUAUGACAAAGAUGAGAGCAUUGCAUCGUUGUUGGAUGGAUUUGUAGAAUAUCAUAAAGUAACUUGUAAAAGAGAUGAUUGUCCUUGUUCUCCUAAAAACAUGAAUGAGAAAAGGAUUGAGAAAUUUAAGAAGGGCGUGAAAGAUUUAUCCAUGAAAUCCUAAUAUGUCAUCUUAAUUUAUAUUGUUGAAAAGAUCUAUGUGUUAAGUUUAACUCGUUACCCUAAUUGUAUUGAAUUGAGAAUUUCCCAUGCCUUAUUUUUGUAUGAAAAAAUGCAAUCGACCAUUCAAGCCCUGUAAGAAUUAGCCUUGGCUGAAUAGGAAAAGCCUUAUUUAGAUUAGUAAUUCUUAAUUUUCAGAUUACGAAAGAUAAUAGAAGAACAAAUGUUUGACUCAGGAAAUCUGACAAAUGUAAAUGAAUUCACCGCAGAGAAUAACUUGAGAGAAAUUAAAAUGCUAAUUGAAAAGUCAACUUAAUUGCAUCUAGAUUUUUGGAUAAAACUAAGAGAGGAUACACCAGAUCUAGGGAAAUUGUAUGAAGUGGGAUUAAGAAUGUUGUAUGUUGACAAAGUCUUAGAUGAUUAAUGGAAGAGGAUUAUGAAAAUCAAUUUUGAUAUGCCACCAACUCUAUUGAUGAUGUAUUCCAGAUAUUUGAUAGAUGUACUCAAUGACAGAGAAGAAGCAGAAGAUGUUGUUGAAAGAUUAAAGAAUUUAUAGACUUUUGACAUGGAUCGAGGAAAAAUAAUUAAUAAUCUUAAGGAUUUCGUUAAUGAAUCCACAGCCUUAAUCAGUAUUUCAGCUGAAGAUGGCAAUUUCAGUAGAAUUUUAGGAUUGAAUUAAUCAUGCGCUAAAACGUUUGGAUACACAAAAUCGGAAUUGCUUGAUCGAAAGAUUAAUGUCUUGAUGCCCAAUAUUUAUGCUCAAUACCAUGAUCAAUUUUUGGAAGGUUAUACUUAAAGUCAAGAGAGCAGGGUCUUAAAUCGAGAAAGGCUUUUAAUAGGAAAGCAUAAAUCUGGAUAUAUAUUUCCAUUCUUUAUUUAUGUUAGAUACAUCCCAUCUUUGAUUAAUGGCUCUUAAUUCUUUGCUGCCAUAAAGCAAGAAAGAUACUUUAAAAAUCAAGCUUACAUGAUCGUUAAUAGUUUUGACAUGUGCAUUGAAAAUAUAAGUGCUUAAUUCAUAAGUCUCUUCCACAUUGAUCUCAACUAUAUAUCAAAGAAGAAAACUCAAGUUUCAGAUCUGAUUCCAUAGUUUGAAGAGUUCAAAUAAGAACUUAUGAGUAAAUAAGGUUAUGAAACUACGGUCUAAUAUAAGAGCAGAGAUUAGUUCAUUUAGCAGUAAUUUUAAGUCUAUGUGAGUGAGAUUUGCAUUUGUGUGAAUAGAUUUAUGAAUAAUUAGAAUAAGGAAGGAAAUUUAGUAUAAACUAACCUUACAUUGAAUGUUCCACAAUCAUAACAUCAUAAAAAAGAUGAAAGAUAGGCAUAAUUAUUUGGUUAUAUCAUUAAAAUGGAGUAGAUCAGAGGAGAAAAAUCCAUUUUACAAACUCCUUCUGAACAUGGACCUGCAUCAGCAAGAAAGCAAUUGAAUUCAGCAUAGAAGUUUCUCUUUUAAUUUGAUUCAAAAGAAAUUCCUGGAAUGAAGGAGAAAAUUGAAUAACUAAAAAAAUAAUUUAAAAAAGACAACAAUACUAAAUUUCCAGAUCAAUUUGAUUAUAGAUUUAUUGGAGAGUACAUAUCUGAUCAAAAUUUUUAGAUGUCGGCUAUUUCAAUAUCAAAGUAAGAUGAAACUUAUGAGUAUUCAUAAAAAAAUGAUGAUGACAAAACUCCAUCAUCUAAAUUAGAUGAAAAGAACAAUUCUUUAGCUUUGGGAAUUAAAACUAUGAUCUUAAUUGGAGGGUAACUUUUUGAUUCAGAAGAAUAUUAGAAUUUGGAAUUCGAAGAGGAAGAAGAUGGAUAAUCUAAAAUAGUUGGUUAAAUGCCAUCAAAAUAGGAAGAAGAUUAAGAAUAAGAUAAUGGAAAUGCAAAUGUCUACAAAUCAAAGAAGACAUUUGUCCAAUUUUUAAAAGAAAGCAAAAGUGCAAACUAAUCAAGUUUAACAUGUUUCAGAUGGAAUGCUGCACUACUUAUCAUUUUCUUAGGGGUCUUAGGUCUCUUAAAUUAUAUUUUAACUCAACAACUAUUUUUUGGAGUCUAUGAUGGCUAUAAGAAUGUUAUUAAUAGUAAUUAAAGAGUUGCUUUGGGUUAAAGAAUUUUAUGGUAAACAGUAGAAUUAUAUCUAUUGAUUUAGCUAAACCCAUAUGUUGAUUAAACCAAAAAUAUUGCUGAUUAAAGGCAAAGCUUAAAUUAGAGCAUUUCCUAUUUGUAAGAACUUUAAUUCGUUUUAUAAUCAGCAGUUGUUGAAGGAGAUUAAGUUGAUUUAAUUAGAACUAAUUCUGUAAAAAUGACAGGAAGAGAUCAAAGUGGAACUCUAUCAACAUAAUUAGUGGAUCUAAAUUAAGGAACUGCCUAGAUUUUAUCAAAGGCCUUGGAAUUGCUAUAGAGUUAUAAUCCAGAGUCAUAAUUUUUUGUUAGUUAUAAUUUGCUUAAUAAUUAUUUUGAAGCUGUUGUAUAGAGCGCAAACAUUUAUGGAGCUUAAUUGAGAGAUAAACUCAAUGGAUCAUCCAUAGUCAUCACAUUAUUUAUAGUUGCUUGUGCAUUUGCUGUGGUAUCAGUACCAUUGAUUGCAUGCAUGUUUAGUUUAGUAAGUCAGAACUAAGAAAUUAUUAUGAAACUAUUUUUAUAAAUUUAGAUUAACAAAGUUAAGAAAUUGGUGAAUAUUUGUGAAGGCUUUUUUAAUUCACUUUAAGUAGGAGAAGAGGAUGAUGAAUUACACAGAGAUAAUGAAGGAUUUAUGGACGAUGAUGAAGUGCAGGAUGAAGAUGAGGAGUAUCUGGAGAGACACAAAAAGAGAAAGAAAUAUAAAUACGACCUAAAAAAUAAGCGUAACUUUUACCUUAAGUUUGCUAUUUCAAUGGUAAUGUUAUUAGGAUACUUUUUAACUCACUUUUUGAUUGGAGAUUAUUUAUAAAAUGCCUUUAGCUCAUUAAUUGAUGAAAUAGAAGCCACUAGUUAAUUGGUUCCUAAUAUUACAUUUUCUAAUAAUGUAAUAAGGUAAAUGAUCAUUGAUCCCACCUUUGAAGUGAAAGGAAGCUCAUCCUAUCUCAUCUCUUCCACCUUUGUUAAAGAGUUAUAUGAUCUCAAUACUAAAAUCUAAAAGGAACACUCUUCAAAUAUUCAAUAUCAUAAUCCAACAUAUAAUACACAUUUUGAUUCUUUGAUGAAAUCAGGAGCAUGUUCAUACCUAUUUUCAAUCAUUGAAAUUGAUAUUAAUACUUGUUAAUCAUUCAUUGAGGGCAUAAUUGAUUAAUCCUUAUCCUUAGCACUCUCAAGAUAUUUUGAAGAUAUCAGAUCCCAAUUACAAGAAUAUAAUAACAUUAUAAAGGAUCCCUCACAUAAGAUAUCUGGCACUCUUUACAAUUUCACAUCCAAUUCAACUUAAAAUAAAGCUUUAUCUCUCCUUUACACUGAUACCUAAAGGAAUGAAAUUGGUAAGUAAAUGAUAUUUAAUUUUAGACAUAUUAUAAGAUAUGUAUCUGAGACAAAUCUUUUCAUAUACAACUGACUUAUUUUUGACUAGUGUACAAUAAGAUGUUGAUACAAAUACAACUACAUCUGUUGCGAUAUUUAUAGUAUUUUUGGUUGUUUUGGUUUUGAUUUACCUUUUCUUUUGGUGGCCAACUGCUACUAAAAUAAACAAUGAAGUAAUAUUAUUAAAUAUAAAUCAUUAGAUAAAGAAAACAACUUUAUUAUUAGCCAAUAUUCCUUUAAGUCUAAUUAAGCGAAGCAAAGCAAUAAGAGAAUACUUAAAUAGAAUGCAUGAAAUUGAAUGA